Messenger RNA from Coregonus sp. 'balchen', 11092 nucleotides. Lineage: Eukaryota; Metazoa; Chordata; Actinopteri; Salmoniformes; Salmonidae. The record is from the annotation of a GenBank genome assembly.
CUCCUUCCCCCACAGCAAACGUCCAGGCCUACGUUUUUCGCCCGUAAGUUUGAGGCUAGCGUGAACCAGGAGAUUGUUACCCAGCUGGACAGCUUCCUAUUUGGCCCUUAUCCGCAGGUGGGUGGAACACACAGCGUACACACACACAGAGCACACACACUGCUCCCUGUCCUCCAGGACACCUCAGGGUUCUACUAUAACACUGCUCCCUGUCCUCCAGGACACCUCAGGGUUCUACUAUAACACUGCUCCCUGUCCUCCAGGACACCUCAGGGUUCUACUAUAACACUGCUUCCUGUCCUCCAGGACACCUCAGGGUUCUACUAUAACACUGCUCCCUGUCCUCCAGGACACCUCAGGGUUCUACUAUAACACUGCUUCCUGUCCUCCAGGACACCUCAGGGUUCUACUAUAACACUGCUCCCUGUCCUCCAGGACACCCCAGGGUUCUACUAUAACACUGCUCCCUGUCCUCCAGGACACCCCAGGGUUCUACUAUAACACUGCUCCCUGUCCUGCAGGACACCUCAGGGUUCUACUAUAACACUGCUUCCUGUCCUCCAGGACACCUCAGGGUUCUACUAUAACACUGCUCCCUGUCCUGCAGGACACUUCAGGGUUCUACUAUAACACUGCUCCCUGUCCUCCAGGACACCCCAGGGUUCUACUAUAACACUGCUUCCUGUCCUCCAGGACACCCCAGGGUUCUACUAUAACACUGCUCCCUGUCCUGCAGGACACCCCAGGGUUCUACUAUAACACUGCUUCCUGUCCUACAGGACACCUCAGGGUUCUACUAUAACACUGCUCCCUGUCCUCCAGGACACCUCAGGGUUCUACUAUAACACUGCUCCCUGUCCUCCAGGACACCCCAGGGUUCUACUAUAACACUGCUUCCUGUCCUCCAGGACACCCCAGGGUUCUACUAUAACACUGCUUCCUGUCCUCCAGGACACCUCAGGGUUCUACUAUAACACUGCUCCCUGUCCUCCAGGACACCCCAGGGUUCUACUAUAACACUGCUUCCUGUCCUCCAGGACACCUCAGGGUUCUACUAUAACACUGCUCCCUGUCCUCCAGGACACCCCAGGGUUCUACUAUAACACUGCUCCCUGUCCUGCAGGACACCCCAGGGUUCUACUAUAACACUGCUUCCUGUCCUCCAGGACACCACAGGGUUCUACUAUAACACUGCUCCCUGUCCUCCAGGACACCCCAGGGUUCUACUAUAACACUGCUCCCUGUCCUCCAGGACACCCCAGGGUUCUACUAUAACACUGCUCCCUGUCCUCCAGGACACCCCAGGGUUCUACUAUAACACUACUUCCUGUCCUCCAGGACACCCCAGGGUUCUACUAUAACACUACUUCCUGUCCUCCAGGACACCCCAGGGCUCCAGUCGUACUGGGAGAAUGUGUAUGAUGAGACGGACAGCGUAGUCAGCCUAUCAGACAGCCAGCUCACUCACUACCACGCCUUCACACGCAUGGGCCUAUCACGGGCCUCCAUGUCACUGCAGGGCCACGCCGACGACGACAGCUGCAGGUCAGUCCGGAAGGUGUGGAUGUGUGGGCGCGUGUGUGUGUGUGUGUGUGUGUGUGUGUGUGUGUGUGUACGUUGUGUGUGUGUGAAUAACUCCUCAAUUCCAAACCAACCCCUAACACCACCCCCUACACACUGGUAGAACAAAAAGGAUUGGAUAGGGCCUUGUCCAAAACCAACCCCUACUCCCUAGACACUUGUACAGAGCGGAGAAGGUUUGGACAGGUUUAGUAAUAUGAAAUAAAAUCCCAUCUAGCCUAUCAGAGGGACAGGUGGAAAAUAUCCCCACAUUGCUUGUUAUACCUCACUGUCUUACAGCCGUCUGCACUGUCACGUUCAAACAAUACACCUGUCUGAAGACAAUGGAUUAUACGGUGCCUUCAGAAAGUAUUCACACAACUUGACGUUUUCCACAUUUUUGUUGUGUUACAGCCUGAAUUUAAAAUUGAGAUGUAUUUUUGUCACUGUCCUACACACAAUAACAAUAACUGAUCGUGACACUUCAGUCCUCCAGGAACUCAGAGGAAACUAGGUGAAUAGAUACGGUGCCUUCAGAAAGUUUUCACACUCCUUUGACUUUUUCACAAUUUUGUUGUGUUACAGCCUGAAUUUUUUUAAAUGGUUGAAAUUGAGAUUUUUGUCUCACUCACUGUCCCACACACAACACCCCAUUGUUGGUUAAGGGCUUGUAAGUAAGCAUUUCACGGUAAGGUCUACACCUGUUGUAUUCGGCUCAUGUGACAAAUACAAUUUGAUUUAAUUUGAUCUCUGUACCCCACACAUACAAUUAUCUGUAAGGUCCCUCAGUCGAGCAGUGAAUUUCAAACACAGAUUCAACCACUAAGACCAGGGAGGUUUUCCAAUGCCUCACAAAGAAGGGCACCUAUUGGUAGAUUGGUAAAAAUAAAAAAGCAGACAUUGAAUAUCCCUUUGAGCAUGGUGCAGUUAUUAAUUACACUUUGGAUGGUGUAUCAAUACACCCAGUCACUACAAAGAUGCAGGCGCCUUUCCAAACUCAGUUGCCGGAGAGGAAGGAAACCGCUCAGGGAUUUCACCAUGAGACCAAUGGUGACUUUAAAACAGCUAUAGAGUUUAAUGGUUGUAAUAGGAGAAAACUGAGGAUGGAUCAACAUUGUAGCUACACCACAAUACUAACCUAAUUGACAAAAAUAUUCAAAAACAUGCAACCUGUUUGCAAUAAGGCAAUGAAGUAAACUGCAAAUAAUGUGGAAAAUAAAUUCACUUUAUGUCCUGAAUACAAAGCGUUAUGUUUGUGGCAAAUCCAACACAACACAUCACUGAGUACUGCUCUUCAUCAUGUUAUGGGUCUUCUUGUCAUCAGCAAGGACUAUGUUUUUUUUUAGGAUAAACAGAAACGGAAUAGAGCUAAGCACAGUCAAAAUCCUAGAGGAAAACCUGGUUCAGUCUGCUUUCCAAUAGACACUGGGAGGCAAAUUUACCUUUCAGCAGGACAAUAAUCUAAAACACAAGGCCAAAUAUACACUGGAGUUGCUUACCAAGACGACAGUGGAUGUUCCUGAAUGGUUGAGUUACAGUUUUGACUUAAAUCUACUUGAGAAUCUAUGGCAAAACCAGAACAUGGUUGUCUAGCAAUGAUCAACAACCAAUUUGACAGAGCUUGAAGAAUUUUGAAAAUAAUAAUGGGCAAAUAUUGUACAAUCCAGGUGUGGAAAGCUCUUAGAUACUUACCCAGAAAGGCUCACAGCUGUAAUCGCUGCCAAAGGUGCAACCACAAAGUAUUGACUCAGGGGUGUGAAUACUUAUGUAAAUGAGAUAUUUCUUCAUUUCAUUUUCAAUACAUUUGCAAAUAUUUCUAAAAACACGUUUUCACUUGGUCAUUAUAGACUAUUGUGUGUAGAUGUGUGAGAAAUGUUUUUUUAAAAAAAAUUUUAUACAUUUUGAAUUCAGGCUUAUUCCAAAAUGUGGAAUAAGUCAAAGGGUAUGAAUACUUUCUGAAGGCACUGUACCUAUCAAAAUCCUCUCAGAUCUCCACAAGUGACUAAACCAGAGUUUCUUCAUCCUGGUCCUGCAUGGGGACCCGAACUGGUGAACAUUCUAGACACCUGAUUCCACUAAUCAACUCAUCAGACGUCAAACCUUUUGAUUAGUGGAAUCAGGUGUCUAGAAUGUUCACCAGUUCGGGUCCCCAUGCAGGACCAGGAUGAAGAAACACUGGUUUAGGGUUUAGGGGCUAGGGGUUGAUUCUGGACAGGGCCUAGGGUUUAGGGGCUAGGGGUUGAUUCUGGACAGGGCCUAGGGUUUAGGGGCUAGGGGUUGAUUCUGGACAGAGCCUAGGGUUUAGGAGCUAGGGGUUGAUUCUGGACAGGGCCUAGGGUUUAGGGGCUAGGGGUUGAUUCUGGACAGGGCCUAGGGUUUAGGGGCUAGUGGUUGAUUCUUGACAGGGCCUAUGGUUUAGGGGCUAGGGGUUGAUUCUUGACAGGGCCUAGGGUUUAGGGCCUAUGGUUUAGGGGCUAGUGGUUGAUUCUGGACAGGGCCUAGGGUUUAGGGGCUAGGGGUUGAUUCUGGACAGGGCCUAGGGUUUAGGGGCUAGGGGUUGAUUCUGGACAGGGCCUAGGGUUUAGGGGCUAGGGGUUGAUUCUGGACAGGGCCUAGGGUUUAGGGGCUAGGGGUUGAUUCUGGACAGGGCCUAGGGUUUAGGGGCUAGGGGUUGAUUCUAGACAGGGCCUAUGGUUUAGGGGCUAGGGGUUGAUUCUGGACAGGGCCUAGGGUUUAGGGGCUAGGGGUUGAUUCUGGACAGGGCCUAGGGUUUAGGGGCUAGAGGUUGAUUCUGGACAGAGCCUAGGGUUUAGGGGCUAGUGGUUGAUUCUGGACAGAGCCUAUUGUUUAGGGCCUAGGGUUUAGGGGCUAGGGGUUGAUUCUGGACAGGGCCUGGGGUUUGGGGGGUUGGGUGUGUGUGUGUACAUUUGGGUGGAUGUUUGUGUACAUUUGGGUGGAUAUCUGUGGAUAUUUGUGUGUGUGUGUAUAUGUGUGUAACUGUACUGUGUAUGUAUAUAUUUGGGGUUUCCCAGGUAUAUCUCCAGGGGCCACCCGGUGUCUGUCCACCUGUACUUCCUGUCAGACGUGUUCCAAAAAAUGCAAACUUUCCACCCUCAUAAUGUGCAGAAUCUCCUGACCACAGAGUUUAAGUAGCCACUUGUUUUUUCCAUCAUCAACAUGUUUUUCUGUGUGGUAUUUGACCACCUCUGCUCUGCUCUGACACUUCAGUCCUUCAGCUACUCAGAGGAAACCAGAUCUCAUCAUUACCAGGGUAGGAGCUAGGUGUUAUCUAGCAGAGGAAACCAGAUCUCAUCAUUACCAGGGUAGGAGCUAGGUGUUAUCUAGGGAUCAUUGCUCGCAUCCCAAAUAGCACCCUAUUCCCUAUGGGCUCUGGUCAAAAGUAGUGUACUACAGUAUGGAAUAGGGUGCUAUUUGGGAUGCAGCCUCUAUGGCUGCGUUUACACAGGUAGCCCAAUUCAGAUAUUUUUUUCCCCUAAUUGGUGGAAGAUCAGAUCAGAUUGUGAAAAGAUCAGAUGUGAUCGGUCAAAAGACCAAUUAGUGGAAAAGAUAUCUGAAUUGGGCUGUCUAUGUAAAUGCAGCCUAAAGUGCAGAGAAAUAUCUCUCUCUCUCUCUCUCUCUGUCUGUCUGUAUGUCUGCCUUUCUAUCUGUCUGUCUGUCUGUCUGUCUGCGUAGGUGCGUGUGUGUGUGUAUGUGUGUGUAUGUUGCAAGAGGUCCAAAUCAAAUAUGGAGAUUAACUUGUUACAUUUAGACAAACAGGCCUCAGUCUCUCAGACUGGCUUUUUCCAGUCGUAUAAGUAGUGGGGAGGACUGUGUGUGUAGGUUCUGGGUGCGGUGUGUACACAGGCACAAGGACACACUUGUUGCUGGUUGGGUGUGUAUGGGGGGGGGGGGGGGGGGGGGGUUGAGAAUAGAGUGAUCUCUCUGUUCCUCACAAGCUCCUGUGACUCCAGCUUAGUUAGCUCUGACGUGUGUUUGAUACCAUCAAGUGAACAUGACUGUGUCUGCGUACAUUAGGGUGGAUGUGUUGUGGAAAUUACCACAAAGGAUUUACUGUGGAUAUUUGGGUGGAUGUCUGUCUACAUUUGGGUGGUUGUCUGUGGAUAUUUGGGUGGAUAUCUGUGGAUAUUUGGGUGUGUGUGUAUAUGUGUGUAACUGUACUGUGUAUGUAUAUAUUUGGGGUUUCCCAGGUAUAUCUCCAGGGGCCACCCAGUGUCUGUCCACCUGUACUUCCUGUCAGACGUGUUCCAAGGCUACCUGGUUCGUCAAUACGCUAGUAACCUAGCAACCAGCCAGCUAGAGACCCUAGAGACUUGGGUCACCCAUAGCAACCACUUCACCCUGGCCCUGACAACGAAAACACUCAACAGACUACAGUUCGCAGAGGUGAGACACACACGCCCGCACACACACACAUACACACACAUACACACUUUAAAUGUAACCUUCUGCAAACAUCUGCAGCCUCUAGCAUCCCUGAUCCCUGGUACCUGGGAGAGAGAUAGAUGGUGGUUCUGUCCAUGCUGAAACAGGCUCUGAGUUACUAGUUGUUAAGUGUCUUUAUUGGCAGGUUGCUGCUGCCCCCUAGGGAUGACAUGUGGUACUGGAUGUGUCCUGUCACGUUAUAGCUGAAAUACUAAUUAAAAUUACCAUUUGUUAACAGGCAAGUCGUAAAAAAAAUAGUGUAGUGCACAGGGUGUCAUUCAGGGGACUGUGUUUUCCCCUGGUUAGUCUGCUGUAAAUCCUUCACUUCUCUCACUCUCUCUUCUUCAAUCUACAGUAUCUCCAUAUUCAUUCAAAUCAAUCCUCUGUUUAUUGAUCUCUCUCAAUAUAUAUGUAUCUUUCUCUGUCCCCCUCCCUCCCUCCCUAUCCCCCCUGCUCCUCCCAACCCACCCCUCCUCCUCUCAGGUGGGUACAGACUGGGACGCCAAAGAGAGAAUCUUCAGGAACUUCGGAAGCCUCCUGGGCCCCAUGGAGGAGCCGGUUGCCAUGCAACGCUGGGGCCGGGGGCAGAACAUCACGGUAACCGUCGUCUGGGUGGACCCCACCAACGUCAUAGCCGCCACGUACGACAUCCUGGUGGACGGCGGGGCAGAGUACACACACUACCGCCCCCCGUUAACCCUCCCGUUACGACCCGGUGUGUGGACGCUACGCGUUCUGCAUCACUGGAACCUACUAGCCUCCACCAGCUUUGUGGUUUCACCCCUGGAGUACCACGACCAGCAACCUAUACGCCAGGGUAAACACACACACACACACACACACACAGCUAAGCACUUGGACACACACACGCGCGCGCACACACACACACACACACACACACAAUCAUAGCGCUCAAAGGCAUUCUCUGCCUCUGCUGUCAACACGAGGCCUAUAGAUAAAUAUAGCACCCAGUCACGUAUUAACCCACACACACACACCUCUGUCUGAAUAUAGGUGCUGUGGGGAAAUGUCCAUGAUGUGUGGGUACAGUAGGUGUGUGGGUACAGUAGGUGUGUGGGUACAGUAGGUGUGUGGGUACAGUGGAAUUCUCAACUUCACCUCUAGGACUGACACUGGAAUGAUCACUAGAACCUGGACACCUCCCCUACAUACAGUGCCAUCGGAAAGUAUUCAGACCCCUUGACUUUUUCCACAUUUUGUUACGUUACAGCCUUAUUCUAAAAUGGAUUAAGUAAACGUUUUUUCCUAAUCAAUCUACACUCAAUACCCCAUAAUGACAAAGCAAAAACUGGUUUUUAGAAAUGUUUGCAAAUGUAUUACAAAAAAAAAACUGAAAUACCUUAUUUACAUAAGUAUUCAGACCCUUUGCUAUGAGACUCGAAAUUGAGCUCAGGUGCAUCCUGUUUCCAGUGAUCAUCCUUGAGAUUUUUCUACAACUUGAUUGGAGUCCACCUGUGGUAAAUUCAAUUGAUUGGACAUGAUUUGGAAAGGCACACACCUGUCUAUAGAGCUUCGAAACAGGAUUGUGUCGAGGCACAGAUCUGGGGAAGGGUACCAAAACAUUUCUGCAGCAUUGAAGGUCCCCAAGAACACAGUGGCCUCCAUCAUUCUUAAAUGGAAGAAGUUUGGAACCACCAAGACUCUUCCUAGAGCUGGCCGCCUGGCCAAACUGAGCAAUCGGGGGAGAAGGGCCUUGGUCAGGGUGGUGACCAAGAACCCGAUGGUCACUCUGACAGAGCUCUAGAGUUCCUCUGUGGAGAUGGGAGAACCUUCCAGAAGGACAAACAUCUCUGCAGCACUCCACCAAUCAAGCCUUUAUGGUAGAGUGGCCAGAAGGAAGCCACUCCUCAGUAAAAGGCACAUGACAGCCCGCUUGGAGUUUGCCAAAAGGCACCUAAAGACUCUCAGACCAUGAGAAACAAGAUUCUCUGGUCUGAUGAAACCAAGAUUGAACUGAAUGCCAAGCAUCACAUCUGGAAGAAACCUGGCACCAUCCCCACUGUGAAGCAUGGUGGUGGCAGCAUCAUGCUGUGGGGAUGUUUUUCAGCGGCAGGGACUGGAAGACUAGUCAGAAUCGAAGCAAAGAUGAACGGCGCAAAGUACAGUGAGAUCCUUGAUGAAAACCUGCUCCAGAGCGGUCAGGACCUCAGACUGGGGCGAAGGUUGACCUUCCAACAGGACAACGGCCCUAAGCACACAGCCAAGACAACGCAGGAGUGGCUUCGGGACAAGUCUCUGAAUGUCCUUGAGUGGCCCAGCCAGAGCCCGGACUUGAACCUGAUCGAACAUCUCUGGAGAGACCUGAAAAUAGCUGUGCAGCAACGCUCCCCAUCCAACCUGACAGAGCUUGAGAGGAUCUGCAGAGAAGAAUGGGAGAAACUCCCCAAAUACAGGUGUGCCAAACUUGUAGCGUCAUACCCAAGAAAACUUGAUGCUGUCAUCACUGCCAAAGGUGCUUCAACAAAGUACUAAAGUUCUGAAUUCUUAUGUAAAUGUGAUAUUUCAGUUUUUUAUUUGUAAUAAAUAGCUAAAAUAAAAAAUUAAACAGUUUUUGCUUUGUCAUUGUGGGGUAUUAUGUGUAGAUUGAUGAGGGGAAAAAACGAUUUAAUCAAUUUUAGAGUAACAAAAUGUGGAAAAAGUCAAGAGGUCUGAAUACUUUCUGAAUGCACUGUACAUCACCUGGAACACACAAACACAACACCACACACACACACAACACCACACACACACACACAACACCACACACACACAACACCACACACAACACACACACACACAUUCACAGUAAACGCAUUCACAGCUACGCAUGUUGGCUCGCUUUUGAAUGACAGGCAUUAGCAACAACAUCAAUGCUAAUUCUUUCUAUAAUCAUUAGCGCUUUCUGUCACCGAUAUGUCACCUUGGGAUAGUAAGAAAGAGUCUGUGACACACAGCCUCUCACAACACCGCCAGAACAUCUGCUAUGUGGAUGUCUGCCAACGCUGGUUAAUGCUGGUUAACACUCAACCUGAUUUAAUCUUCAUUUAAUAAAUAACAAUACUAGAACAUUGAUAUAAACAUUAUUACAUAAAUUCUCUUCUUUUCUAGCUCAUUGUUUGACACAAAGGCCUAUCCUGUAACUCCUAGAUGGAAUUUAUAUAGAGUAUCUCCCUCUCUCCCUCGCCCUCCCUACCUCUCUCCAUCACCCUUCUCCCCCCUCCCUACCUCUCUCACCUCCCUCACUCCCUCUCCCUCUCCCCCCCUUACCUCCCUCCCUCCCCCCUCUCUAGAAGACACAGUGAAGUUCCACAACGGCCCGGUCCAUAACUCCUACAUGGAGCAGAGUUUCCACGGCCUCAACCCCAUCCUCAACCUCCCCGUGCACCUAGGACAGGUGGAGGAGGCGGAGUUUAACGCAUCACUGACGGGGGCGGAGCUCCAGAGCUGGGUGGACCGUCUCCUGGCGGGGGUGUGGUCUGCGGCAGACGUGUGUUCUCAGGGUCCUAGCUCGUGUCCCGUUAUGCAGCGGUGUCGGGAGACGGGAUGGAGCGCGCUCAGUCCCGACCUCAAGUCUGAUCUGGGUCCGCCCCGAGGGAACGGACGGAUUAGGUAGCACCGUCGCCACGGCUACUGCUGCAGCCACUCGAUGGCUUGGAGGAUGAACUGACAGGAAACGUUUUUGUGUGUUGUGCACCAUAGCUAUCGUGAGAUGGUCUGCUGUGUCCCAAAUUGCUCCCCCCUAUAUACUGAGUGUACAAAACAUUAAGAACACCUGUUCUUUCCAUGACAUAGACUGACCAGGUGAAAGCUAUGAUCCCUUAUUGAUGUCACUUGUUAAAUCCACUUCAAUCAGUGUAGAUGAAGGGGAGGAGACAGGUUAAAGAAGGGUUUUUAAGCCUUGAGACAAUUGAGACAUGGAUUGUGUAUGCUGGGUUUUUCAUGCUCAACAGUUUCCUGUGUGUAUUAAGAAUGGUCCACCACCCAAAGGACAUCCAGCCAACUUGACACAAAUGUGGGAAGCGUUGGUGUCGACAUGGGCCAGCAUCCCUGUGGAACGCUUUCAACAGCCAACGAAUUGAGGCUGUUCUGAGGGCAAAAGGGGGGGUGCAACUCAAUAUUAGAGAGCUGUUCUUAAUCAAAUCAAAUCCAAUUUUAUUGGCCACAUGCGCCGAAUACAACAGGUGUAGACAUUACAGUGAAAUGCUUACUUACAAGCCCUUAACCAACAAUGCAUUUAUUUUUUAAUAGAAAAGUAAAAUAAAACAACAACAACAACAAAAAAGUGUUGAGAAAAAAAGAACAGAAGUCAAAUAAAAUAACAGUAGGGAGGCUAUAUACAGGGGGGUACCGGUGCAGAGUCAAUGUGCGGGGGCACCGGCUAGUUGAGGUAAUUGAGGUAAUAUGUACAUGUGGGUAGAGUUAAAGUGACUAUGCAUAAAUAAUUAACAGAGUAGCAGCAGCAAUGUGUUGUACACUCAGUGACUAGUGCACUAACAUAGGGCUCUGGUCAGAAGUAGUGCACUAUAUAGGGAACAGGGUGCCAUUUGGGACGCAGACGUGGUGUUUGGGUAUGGGAGAAGAUUGAAUGCAUUGGAUUACUGUGUGAACCCUGUCAACACCAAACAUGGCGUAACUCAGGAGCUGGGUAGUAAAGAAGGUUAGAAGGAAAGCCGUAGACUGACACCAAGAAGAAAUUAGAUAAGGGGCAAGACAUCUUCAGCAUCAGGUGGCGCCACCUGCUGUCUGGGAGGCUAAACUGACUCUAGGAUUAGUUCCAUUUGAUUUAUUGAUUUGUGUGUCCAAAAUGGCACCCUUUUCCCUAUGUAGUUUACUACUUUUGACCAGUGCCCUAAGGGGAAUAGGGUGCUAUUUGGGACACAACCUCAUGCCUGGAGAAGAAGAUGGAGGAAGUGUACACGACGCCGCCCUCUGAAAGGAAGGAGAGGAGGUGGACACGACGCCGCCCUCUGAAAGGAAGAUGGAGGAAGUGGACACGACGCCGCCCUCUGAAAGGAAGACGGAGGAAGUGGACACGACACCGCCCUCUGAAAGGAAGAUGGAGGAAGUGGACACGACGCCGCCCUCUUAA